CUUUGGAAGCAAUCCGAAAUGGUACUAAGUCUAUUAGAAGUGCGUCUAAAGCAUUCAAAGUUCCUAGAGCAACAUUGAAAGAUAAGCUUUCCUGCAAAUCCCCAGAGGAAAGAUGGGCUGGAGGGAAAACUUAUUUUACGAAAGAAGAGGAAGAUGAUAUUGUGAAGUGGGUUUUGAACUGUGCUGAAGCAGGGCAACCAGUUACCAAAAACCAUCUACUCGAGACCGCAGAAAUGCUUUGCAACGCAGCAAAAAAAGAAACGCCAUUCAAAAAUAACAGACCUGGAAGAACUUGGUACAGGUCCUUCAUGCGAAGGCACCCUAUUCUGUCUGAGAGGAUUUCCCAAAAUCUAUCUACUGCGAGAGCAGAAAUCACGAAGGAAGAUAUCAGGAUGUGGUUUUCGAAGGUGGAAGAUUUUCUCAUUAAAAAGGAUUUAAUUAAUAUAGAUCCAUCGCGGAUUUUCAACUGUGAUGAAACUGCCAUGGCCCUAUGCCCUAAAGGCGGAAAUGUAUUGGCAGAAGUUUCCCCAAAUGAUGCCAUGACUGAAGAGACUGUAGAGGAAAUUAUCACGAGUGAUAUUGAAAAUGAUUUUCUUCAAAAUGAGAGCCCUGAGCUUGCAUCAUCAACGAAUGCUUCCGAUAUGUUCUCGGUACGUUCCAUUGAAGAGGAUUUGCCACCAAAAAUACUGGAGCAGUUCCUGUCAGACGAGAACUAUGGUGUUUUCAGGGGGCCAAUCGAGUAAGUAUCAGGAACUAUUCCGUUUGUGGAAAAAAAUUAAAAAACCUGAACCUUCACAGAAUGCUGCGAUCUUAUCGCCUUCACCAACUUCGUCCAAUUCCGUGGAUUUUCCAAUUUUCUCGCAUUCACCAGCUCAGCCAGCUCAGUCCACACCCUCCACUCCAUUAGCCGGAUAUCUUGAAUGGCCGAAGAAAAAAAUUGUUGACAGGAAAAAAUGUAAGAGAGCUGAAGGACCACUAUCCCUAACAAACGGAGAGUGAAUUGAAAAAGAAAAGCAAAAAAUAAGAGAAAGGGAGGAAAAAGAGAGAGAGAAGGAGGCGAAGAAAAUGGAGCGGCUCCGUAAAAGAGCAAUAAAAGAAGAAGAAAAUCAAAAAUGCUCAAAACGACUGAAAAAAUUAAAAGGUGCUAAAUAAAAGAAUAAAAAGAUUUUUUCCCUUACAAGUUUUUGUUUUCUUAAAAUUACUAUUCUUUAAAGGUUUUCUUUCUUUCUUUCUCAAUAUCCUUUUCUAGUCCGUAAAAACGUUACGGGCUUUUAAAAUUUGAAAAAUGGGUGGCCGACUAGAGGAACCCCAGGUGGCCGAGUAGAGAAACGCUUAUAUUGAAGUGGCCGAAUUGAGGAACACUC
Phlebotomus papatasi is the source of this 1364-nucleotide messenger RNA. RefSeq lists its product as uncharacterized. Lineage: Eukaryota; Metazoa; Arthropoda; Insecta; Diptera; Psychodidae. The record is from RefSeq and is a predicted model, not a curated record. Bases 234 to 743 code for a protein of 169 amino acids. The transcript is spliced from 2 exons.